AUGGAAGGUAACUACGACGACGUCGCCGCCAUCAGCACGUUUAAAAGUGGACUCCCUACCGAGCAUUGUUUAAGGAAAUCCCUAACUGGUAAACCUUUUACCAGUGUUCGUCAAUUUAUGGACUGGAUUGACAAAUACAAAAUGGUGGAAGAGGACCAACUACAAGGGAAACGAAAGGAGAAGAUCAUCCCUCACAAGAGAAAUGAUUUCAAGUCGAAACGAUACAAUAAUAACGAUCCAAGAAGAGAUUUUGCGGGGCAAUCUAGAUCAACCAACACGCAAACGGUUAACGCCGUAUUCAGAGAACCGGUACAACAGGUUUUGGAGAAAGUCAAGAAUAAGCCAUUCUUCAAGUGGCCGAAUAAAAUGGCCGGAGACUCCUCAAAACGCAACCAGAGUCUGUAUUGUCAGUACCACCAAGACCACGGACACACCAUCGAAGACUGUAGGAACCUAUGGAACCACCUAGAUUAA
Molecule: messenger RNA, 474 nt
Organism: Quercus lobata
Lineage: Eukaryota; Viridiplantae; Streptophyta; Magnoliopsida; Fagales; Fagaceae
Exons: 1
Coding region: 1-474 (157 amino acids)
Source: RefSeq, a predicted model, not a curated record